Zymoseptoria tritici IPO323 is the source of this 2342-nucleotide messenger RNA. RefSeq lists its product as uncharacterized. Gene Ontology annotation, cellular component: membrane. The coding region runs from base 219 to 2342 and encodes 707 amino acids. The record is from RefSeq and is a predicted model, not a curated record. The transcript is spliced from 2 exons. NCBI's taxonomy places the organism in Eukaryota, Fungi, Ascomycota, Dothideomycetes, Mycosphaerellales, Mycosphaerellaceae. Gene Ontology annotation, biological process: nucleoside diphosphate catabolic process. Gene Ontology annotation, molecular function: nucleoside diphosphate phosphatase activity.
CGCUGUAUAUCACCACAAUGCUGGUACUGUAGACCAGUACUGCAGUGCCCCACUCUCGUUUGCACCACAACAACGACCCCUCGAUUCCACGGACUAGUAUGCUCCGCGACGCUCCUCAGCCCUAUAGCUAAUCAGCACAACAACGAGAACAUCCUCAACGUGGCCUCUUCAACACAAUAACGCGAUCGUGCGCGACCGCUCCUCCCUGACCUGACGACAUGGGCAAAAAGGACCACCAGUAUGGCCUCGUCUUCGACGCAGGAAGCUCUGGCACCCGUGUCUACGUCUACUCCUGGCUCAAAGCUGCCGCCGCGCGCCGAAAGGCUGACCACGAUGAUCUCGAGCGACUUCCGGAAAUCAAAUCGAAGAACAAAUGGGUGAAGAAAGUACAUCCCGGGAUAUCAACAUUCGGCGAGAAACCCGAAUUGGUGGGGAGUGAGCAUUUGAAGGCACUGGUAGAAUUCGCGUUGGAUAUCGUGCCGAAGAAGGAGGUGGAGAAUACGCCCGUUUUCCUGCUUGCGACGGCGGGUAUGCGAUUAUUACCCAGUGAUCAGAGAUCUGCGGUAUUGUCACAUGUUUGCUCGUACUUUCAGCAGAAUACAAAGUUCCUGCUACCGGAUUGCGAUGCGCAUGUGCAGGUGAUUCCAGGGGAGACGGAGGGAUUAUAUGGAUGGAUUGCAGCGAAUUAUCUACUGGGAGGAUUCGACUCUCCGGACGACCACGAUCAUGGAAAGGGACAUCACACGUAUGGAUUUCUGGACAUGGGUGGUGCGUCGGCGCAGAUUGCGUUUGCACCUAAUGCGACGGAGGCGGAGAAGCAUGCGGAGGAUUUGAAGUUGCUGAGGUUGAGAAAGGUGGAUGGCACGGCGUUGGAGUACCGGGUAUUUGUUACGACAUGGUUGGGAUUUGGAGCGAAUGAGGCGAGGAGGAGAUAUGUCACGCAUCUGCUGGAGGCAUCACCCGACGCGCGCGAAUUACCGGAUCCGUGUCUUCCGGUGGGCAUCACGAUCAAGAAAACCGGAGAGGAGAUUGAGCCUGGUUCGGAGGAUUUGAUAUCUGGCAAAGAGCCGCAUUUAAUAGGGACGGGAGACUUCGCAGAAUGUCUGAAGAGGACGUAUCCAUUGCUGGAGAAAGAGAAGGAGUGCACAGAUGAGCCUUGUCUGCUGAAUGGUAUACAUACACCUGCGAUCGAUUUUGGAGUCAACCACUUCGUUGGUGUAUCCGAAUACUGGCAUACAACCCACGAGAUCUUCGCCAUGGCACACAAGGAUAAAGCAUACGACUUCCAGACCUACCAAAAGCAAGUUACAGAGUUCUGCUCGCGAGAUUGGAAGAGCAUCGAGAAGGACGUCGCGAAGCAGAAGUGGGGCCACAAAGUCGACGAGAAGACGGUGGAAGAAGUGUGCUUCAAAGCGAGUUGGCUCAUCAGCAUGCUCCAUGAAGGUAUCGGCGUUCCUCGAGUCGGCAUCGAAGCGAGUGCAGGAGGAUCCACCAACAAAACCACGAAAGUCAUCGAAAAAGCAAAAGACCGCGGCUUCCUUGACCCCUUUCAAGCAGUCGACGAAAUCGACGGCAAAGAAGUCAGCUGGACAUUGGGCAAAAUCAUCCUCUACGCCUCUUCACAAAUGCCCGCCGCAACAGGCGCCAUGGCCGUUGGAUUUGGCAGCAACGUCAAAGGCAACACCCUCCCCUCCGACUUCCAAUUCCCCAGCGGCACGCGUCUAACAUCGAACUCCUCCCUCCCAUCCGCCUCCUCAGGCGACGACUGGCACGACCGCCUCCUCGCAUCCUCCUACUCCCGCCAGAUCCCCGGCAUCCUCAUCUUCCUCCUCAUCCUCGCGCUAGCAGUCUACCUCUACUGCGGCCGCGAACGCCGCCUCUCCCUCUGGCACAAAUUCACCGGCGGCCGCAAAUCUCACCUCCAUACCAGACGUCCCGGCGGCGGCGGCGGCGCCUUCCCCUCCCUCUCCAACAAACUCUUCGGCACCUCCCCCUCCUACGACCGUGUCCUCGAAGAAGCCGACCCGGACGACUUCGAACUCGCCCCCUACACUUCCCACUCCUCUUCUUCCUCUUUUGACGGCGCUGAACAUCCCGACCCCACCCUCCUCGAAUCCUCCCUUCGCACCGGCCGGACUUCCGGUCUCGCUACACCUGGGCCGGGUUCGCAUGGAUUGGGAAUUUCGGCGUUUGAGAGGGGUGGAUUGUUGUCGAGGAGUGAGAGUCGGGAAUUUUUGAAUGCGGGGCCGGGAUCGGGAUUGGGGAGUAGGUCAAGGAGUCGACGGACGAGUCCUACACGGCGGACGAGUCCGUUGACGCCGUUUAAGGAGAAUUUGGAAUAA